CUCUCUCUGAAACGUCGAUGAUGAACAAAGGCGGAGGAUUAGGCGGCGGUCUCGCCGGAUCCGGUGGGGGAAGCGGACCGACGGCGGCCGCGGCAGCUGCGGCGGCUCAGAAGCAGAAAACAUUGUUGCAGAGGGUAGAGAAUGACAUCACCAAUGUCGUUGAUAACUUCGCGCACAUCGUCAGUGUCGCUAGGGUGGGUGAUCUCCCAGUGAAGAACUCGCAGGAAGCAUUCAUGAUGGAGAUGCGUGCGGCUCGAAUGGUUCAAGCGGCUGACUCUCUUCUAAAGUUGGUGUCUGAGCUGAAGCAGACUGCGAUUUUUUCAGGAUUUGCCUCUUUAAACGACCACGUGGAACAGAGAAUCGCAGAGUUUAACCAAGAGGCCGAGAGAACAAAUCAGCUGUUGGCCAGAAUCGGCGAUGAGGCAGCUGCCAGUCUCAAAGAGCUGGAGUCCCAUUAUUAUUCGUCUGCUCAGAGAACGAAUCCAGAUAUGUAAAGCUUGAACCUAUCCCUCUCUAUGAACAGAGAAAGUAGGGCUGUAUCCAAUUCUUCAUUUCGAUAUCCAAUCUUUACAGAGGCAGAUGAUGUAGGAA
Molecule: messenger RNA, 591 nt
Organism: Tarenaya hassleriana
Lineage: Eukaryota; Viridiplantae; Streptophyta; Magnoliopsida; Brassicales; Cleomaceae
Product: mediator of RNA polymerase II transcription subunit 22a-like
Exons: 3
Coding region: 18-494 (158 amino acids)
Biological process (GO): regulation of transcription by RNA polymerase II
Cellular component (GO): mediator complex
Molecular function (GO): transcription coregulator activity
Source: RefSeq, a predicted model, not a curated record